AUGAAUAAGGACAAAUCGGUUUUACAAGGAUGUUUAUCAACGAUAUCCCAUCAAUCCAACUUGAUGAAACAGAACUUAAAUGAUAACAAUUUGUUGGUUGCAUUGAAGAAUAGUUCAAAUUUUCUAAACGAAUUGAGAGUCAAUCAAUUGUCCCCAAAACAAUACUAUGAGUUAUAUAUCAGUAUAUUUGAUUCAUUGGAAUACUUAUGUAAUCAUUUGGCUGGAAGUUAUAAUAUGAAGAAGAAGAAGAAUAAAGAUACUUCAUUUUUAUCGGAUUUGUAUGAAUUGGUUCAAUAUAGUGGGAAUAUUGUUCCUAGAUUAUAUAUGAUGAUUGCAGUUGGUACCACCUUCAUUUCAACUGGUGAUGCACCUACCGAAGCUAUUAUGAAAGAUAUGAUAGAGAUGUGUAGAGGAGUACAAAACCCUAUCAGAGGUCUUUUCUUAAGGUACUAUUUAAGUCAAAAAAUCAAAGAUUUGUUACCUAUCAGUAAUGAACAUGAAUUCAACAACACCGUUGAAUUCUUAAUAAAUAAUUUCAUUGAAAUGAAUAAGUUAUGGGUUAGAUUGCAACAUCAAGGUCAUUCAUCUGAAAGAGAAUUAAGAUAUAAGGAAAGAAAAGAAUUAAAGAUUUUGGUAGGUUCAAAUUUAGUCAGAUUAUCUCAAAUAAUUGAUGAUUAUAAUGAUGAUCAUUAUUCAUCUUCAAAUUUCUACAUGAAAAAGAUCUUCCCCAUCAUAACUGAGCAAAUCAUUCAAUGUAUAGAUCCCUUGGCUCAAAGUUAUUUGAUCGAUGUCAUUAUUCAAAUAUUCCCAGUGAAUUUCCAUUUUAAAACAUUGAAUGAACUUUUGACUAAAGUUAUACUUAAUUUAAAUCCUAUGUUGAAUAAAUCCGAAUUAAUCGACACUUUAAUCGAUAGAUUCAUCAAUUAUAAUGAUGAUGAAAUCAAUUUAAAUGAUUUUGAAAAACCAGAAGAUUUCGAAAUUUUGAAAAAAUCUCUUUUUGAUAAUUUCUGGAAAUUUUAUUUAUCCUUGGUUGAUAAAAAUUUACCUAUAAAAGAACACUCAAAUAUUUUAGUUAAUUAUUUGAAAUUAUCAAUAAAUUUCGAUAGAGAUAAUUAUGAAAAUUUGAAUAGAAUAUACCAAUUUUUGAGUGAAUACAAUUUUGACGAAAAUGAAGGAGAAAAUGUUGAAAACCUCCAUGAAAAGGAAGAAAUUUGGUUGAAUUUAUUGAUAAUUCCAAUCAGAAAUUUCGAAUCCAUCAUAAAUUUAUUGAAUUUACCAUUCUUCUCCGAAAUUUUCAAUAAAUUGACUAAUAAAUCUUACCAAAAGACCAUUUGUUUGGAGAUUUUGAACAAAUUAUUAGAUGCUGAAGAUAUAAUUAUUACUUCAACCGAUGAUAUCGAUAUUGUGUUCAAAUAUUUGUUGGUUUUGAUCAAAGAAUCCACUGAAUUGAACAUUUCUACCAAAAUGGGUAUCACCAAGAGUUUCAAAAUUAAUGAUAACAAAACUUUAACCAAUGAUUUCUUAACUAAUCAGAAUAAAAUUUGUAAGAUUUUGAGUAAAUUGAAUCAUAAAUCGACUGAUUUCUCCAAUAAAGUAAGCGAUUUGAUCUAUAUUAAGAAGAAAUAUUUAAGUAAGAAUAUUUCCAGCAUAAUUUUAACUUAUCCAACAUUGAUUCAAUUGAUUUUGAACAAUCUCAGAUUCUUAGGAAUGAUAAGAAAAUCUGAUAUCAAAGUAGUUAAUCAGUUCAAGGGUUUAUCUAUGAUCCUUGAUGAAUUGUACGAAUACCAUGGAGAUUAUUAUUCAGAUUUGAUUGUUAGCUUGUAUUUGAAUUUAGCUAUAGUUUGUGAUUCAUUGAAUUUAUCAACUUUAACUUUUGAAAUCUUCAACAAGAUUUUCAUUAUCUUUGAAGAAAAAUUGAUCCUUGGUCAAGGGAGUCCUUCAAAUUUGUUGAAUAUUAAUAAUGAUCCUCAUAAUUCUUUGAACUACAACUCUAUCCAAUACCAAACUAUCGUCACAGUUGUAAAUAAGUUGUAUUUUGUUAGAAAUUUGAGUAAAGAUGAUUAUCAGUCAUUGAUAACUAAGGUGACCUUAUAUGGAUCAAAGUUGUUGAAAAAGCAAGAUCAAUGUAGGGGAGUAUUUAAUUGUAGUCAUUUGUUCUGGUGGACAGAACCUUCACCUUAUCAAGUAGAGGACAGUGAAGAAAAGGAUGAAGAAGAAUCCAAAGAAACAAAAGAAACUGAAGAAACAAAAGAAACUGAAGAGACCAAAGAAACUGAAGAUCAUGAAGAACCUGAAGAAAUAGUCGAACCCAAAGAAAAAUAUUUGUUCAAAGAUGAUAAAAGAGUAUUAGAAUGUCUUCAAAAAUCUUUGAGAACUGCUGAUUCAUGUAUCGAUCCUUACUUAUCCAAUCAACUUUUCAUCGAAAUCUUGAACAAAUGUUUGGUAUUUGAAAUUUACGGAAAUGAAAUGAUCACUGCUAAUUACAUAAACAGAUUGAUCGAACUUAUAAAAACUAAUUUAGACAACUUGGUUGAUACUAAUAAUUUGAAAGAUAACGAUGAUAAAGAAUUCAAACUUUAUGUUGAAAUCAAAUCUUUCUUCAAUCGUACUUUAACUUUCAUUGAACAACAAAAAGAAGAUGAAGAAAGAUUCUUAGAUAUUGAAACUUAA
Yamadazyma jaroonii is the source of this 2670-nucleotide messenger RNA. The record is from the annotation of a GenBank genome assembly. NCBI's taxonomy places the organism in Eukaryota, Fungi, Ascomycota, Pichiomycetes, Serinales, Debaryomycetaceae.